CGAUGUCUCAUCAUAUACGGAUAUGUCCAAAUGAUCAACCCCGAUCGCUAUCAAGAGGUCAAACUUUACCGAGAAGAUGACGCUGGUGCAAUUGAUCCCCUCAAGGUGGCGUACUCCAUUAUCAUCGAGGGUUGCAUCGACAUCCUGUUUUCGUUUAUUUUGUAUUACUCUGUUAAAUACGAACGCUCAACUCUAGUACUGCUAUGGCUCUACUGGCAAUUCGUGAACACGCUGUUCACGUUUAUUAUUGCUUCAGUUCAAGUGAUCGCUGCUGUUUUCGCAUCUUCAACGUACGCUCUCGUCGGGGUUAUGGCUUCGUGGAUGACAGUAUUCUUGAUGGUAUACUGCAUGAAGUGUGUCGGAUCGUAUUAUUACGAGCUCACUUUAGCCGAGUGCGACGAAGGUAACGCCGAAACGACGGCGAGCCUUAUGGAAGACGCUUGGAAGAAUCAACAAGCCUGCCAGGCACAACAUAGUGCCGGAAGCCACACUGUCAGUUGUACCGCUAGCGGCGUAGGCCGAAGUGGUAGUGGUGUUGGGACGUCGGGCGUAGCGUCCGCCUGCUCGGCCCUUGCUUCGCGCGUGCACAGCGCUUGCUCAAUGGCGUCGCCAUCGACGUCGCAAAUCAGCUUGCACGCACUGCAUAUGCUCGACCAGCCGUCGUGCUCGCGUGUGGCUUCGGCGUGCAGUUGCGCAUGCGCUGCGGUCGCGCUUGCUAUGACACCGCCACCACAUAGGCCCAGUCAUGCUUCCAUAUCUGUGCAGACAGACACUGCCGACAACCAGAUCGCCAUUGCCAACGUGUAGGCGUGUGACGUGAAACCACACGGCUUCUUCUCAUCACUUAGCAAUGCUGAUAAUCGAUCUCACUCAGAAUAAUGGCCAUGAAGGCAUUAAUAUCACGGUGAUGCGUGAUCAUCGACCACCACUGAACACUACUAUCAGAUUUAAGUGAUAAAAAUCAAAAACUCUCACUUUUCACAACAACAAUCACACCGACAGGCAAAUGUGUUAGAAAGGCGGAGUUUGCACUACGGCAAUGGUAACAAAAACGACUGGAAACAACAAUCCCAACGCUGUAAUUAGCACGUCUUCGUUUCUUCCGUGUGUCAGUGUGCAUGUAUAGUAAUUCUGCACGCCGCUGUGGUGCAGGCCUUACGUGUUGAAAUGGUCACCGGGCAGCAAGUCGAUAGUAAUGACUAAGAACGAGGAAGCAAUGGAUCAGAUGCCGACUUGUCAACAGAUAGUAAUUAAGUGUCGCAAUAAACAGCGAGGCGUAAUAACGAAAAGCCAAGAAAAAUAUUUAACUUACAUUUAUUCAUAGCAAGGCGUUUCGUCAUUUUAUCUGCGUUAGGAUUUCGUAUCUAGCACUCGUUACCAGCUAAGCAGGCAAUUAAGUGCCACGCGAGAAGAGCUUACUUUGGAAAGCUGGAUAAUGUUUAGUCAGAGCUUAUAUGUUCACUGACUUUGCUCCGAUCAUUUUCAUUGAACUAUUGCUGCUAACUAGAUCGAGACGAACAAGAAGUUUCCGCCUCGCCCGUUAACAGAGUCCAGCCUGAUACCAGGUCAAUGUUGCUCGGCAGUGACGAAUUACUGACACUCAGAGACUCUGAUACAAAUAGACACACAAGGGAAACACACUUUUAUACGCUUCUCCGUAUCACCAUCGGUGGUUAUAGGCCGAUGUGGCUAUUGGCGUUGUUCUAAGGAAAGCCGUGUUAUCCUACGUAGUAACUCCGCCGCUUCAAAACGAACUCUAACGAUGGUUAUUCUUGCCCAGUGGCUAAAUUUGCAUUCGAUAAAUGUAUUAACAAACUCUCUGA
This is a messenger RNA of Varroa destructor (honeybee mite), 1823 nucleotides long. RefSeq lists its product as uncharacterized. The record is from RefSeq and is a predicted model, not a curated record. NCBI's taxonomy places the organism in Eukaryota, Metazoa, Arthropoda, Arachnida, Mesostigmata, Varroidae.